Messenger RNA from Peronospora matthiolae, 4479 nucleotides. Lineage: Eukaryota; Oomycota; Peronosporomycetes; Peronosporales; Peronosporaceae. The record is from the annotation of a GenBank genome assembly.
AUGAGUGCCACCCACGAGGUGAUCGAGCUGCUCAGCAGCAGUGACGAGGCAUCUUCAGGGCUGCAUCGGUUAGCCAGGAGGAAGCUGCGCACGAACGCGCAACUUAAGCCUGGACAUCAUCCCCCACCACCUUCCUCGGGUGAUGCUCGGGGCAACACUAGAGUUCGGAGGACGAGGAUGAGUUCACGUAGAAGCGAAGCCAGUCAGGAGAGUCAGGGGAGUGAAACAAGAAUGGAACACCCAAAGCAAUUGCGCCGUCCACCGCAGCUGAAACAAGCUAAAGUUGCACCAACAACAGCUACCGGUGCUUUGACAAGAUCGAGUCGUCAAGGUCGUGGUGGAGAGACGCAGCAGAUCAAGGAAGCUAUGAGCUUUUGCGAGCUCCAGGCUCAGGAGCAGAUGAUGGCGCGCUUUCAAGCGCAGAAUCGUAAAAAAACACCAGACAAGCAGAAAGAGCCGAGCAGUACUUCCGUGGCAGCUGGUCAAGUAGCUAGAAAAUCUGGACGAUUGAAAGGGAAGAAUGGGGUCACUGCCUUGCAGGCAAAGAAGGGAGCGGCUCAACAGAGUCAUGCAAAGAAAGGUCAAAAGCCGGUCUUUUCGGUGCGCGUGGGUGAUGAGCAGUACGACAGCGUGUACGACGAGGAAGAGGAGAGAGAGCAGGCUGAAAGGGUCUUUUGUACGGAAACCCCGGUGCGACGAGAAAAAUGUUUGCGGAAGCAGAAGUGGGGAACUAAACGUGGGGUCACGUGGGCGUCGGAAAGCGGUUGUAAGAGUAUGGACAAGGUAUCAGUCUCUCGAAAAAGUGGCGACGAUCAUCCCAAGUCAGGUCGGAAACAACGAGGAGUCCAAAACAUGGCUUUUGUUACGAGACCUGAGCAGCAGCAAACUACAGCAGGGCGCAAACAGAAGCAGCAAGCUUUCUCAAUGACACGACAAAGUGACUCGAGUCAAGCGGAUGAGCAGGAAAGCGAACAGGAAAGUGUGCAGGAGAGUGGUGAGCCUAGUGGCAAAGAAAGCGAAGAUAACGAAGCUGAGGUAUCCACACUGCCAAGGUACUGGCGUCAGGAGAAGGCGCCUUCACAGUCAAAGUCGAAGUCAAAGGCUAUUUUCGUUCGGUCCACAGCGGUGCAUUUGAAAAAGCGGUCGCGUGAAAAGUUAGCGUCUGUUUUGCCGCCGCGAGAUGUUUGUGCUUCUGAAGCUGCUGAACACACUGCUCAAGAUGACACGAGUGCAGCGGAGUCUGUGCCGGGAAUAUUGUCCUGGGAGUUGCAAGAACAGGAAAAAAUGUUUUCACGGUUACGUGCUCAAAAGAAAAGUGUUUCAUCUGAUGUGUCGUCUACAGACCAGAAAAAGAGGCAUUACGCAUGCGGUCCAACCAGCGCGGAUAUGACGAACGGUAGCAGCUGUCGUGCUCGAAUGGGUGGAUACCAGAAGAAAACGUACAGUAUCCCAUCUUUGUCAUCCUCUUUCUCUCCGCCGCGCUCUCGAAAUGGAUUUCCCGCAUCAGAUGCGAAAUCCGUGGCUGGCGCUGAGUCCACAGUACCACCUGUAGAGAUCCCGACGACUCCGGUGGUACAUUCGACAACCUGGCGACGCCUAGUUAUUGAGAAAGCACCUCCUAAUAUUAUAGUUGGUACAUCGGCAAGUCCGUAUGCCUAUGGAUUUGACAGACCGCUUUGGACAUAUGACACAACAGGACUGCUCGAAGAGGAAUGCAAAUUCAGAGCAGUGGGUUUGGGCACUGCUACAACAGAGGUCAAUAUCGAGAACCAGCCGCCAAGUCAAUCUGAAGUCAAUGUCCAAGUACGAUACUUGGUGUCUCAGGAGCUGUUACGCAUUCAAAAGUACCAUGUGCAGCGAGUGCGCCAUACUUUGAGAAGUAUGCGACAACAGCUGGCCGAAUAUUUCAAGAGUCUUCAGGAGCUGCGUAGUGAAAGAUGUAGAAGGUUGCGGUGGUUGGAGAUUGCGAACUACCGCACCUGGUCAGAUGUUUCUGUGGGUGAGCGUGUUACAGCCAAACGUUUGUUGCAAAAUUCUAUGCAUAUAGGUCUGCCGUACAAUUGUUUAGUCGGCGCCGUGCGGUACUAUGUUCAGCAGGACAAGCCGCCUUUCGAAUCUGUGGUGCACCCGGAAACUGUCAUCUAUUUGCCCAACGAUAUUACUGCCAUUUGCCAGUCUUUCACCAUGAUCGGUAUUCGUAAAAAUGCUUUUGUCGAGGAGGAUCCAAUCUUGCGGUAUGUGCCCUACCUAGGCGAUGGGCAAGAAAUGGUCAUUGACAAUGAUCUCUACUCGGGAACAACGAUGAGUAGAGAGCGUCAAAUUGCGGUGUUUGGAGAGGGCACAGAGCUAAAUGUCAUAAAACCUAGUGCGCGGGAUGAUGAAAUAUUGGAGUGCAUCUUGCGAGUUGUCGUUGAAAAAUGUGGAACGUCCGAGCACGUGUUUCGGGCGCUCGAGGAGGCCGGCUUUAGUCAGCCGCGCAUUGACUACUUGGGAAUGAAAGAACAAGCUAGAGCCACAGAAGUUACUGCUGUACGAAUCGCAAAGGUAAAGGAACUCGUUGCUGUACAAAAGAAAUCAUUUACAACUGAACAAAGUGGAAAUACUGUCGCCGGAACGAAUGCUUGUAGAGCCCUAUACAACCUGGCGCAGCAUCAAUGGUUUUUACAGAACACAUCAGAGCACCAAUCGUUAGGUGUCAGACUACAGCCGCCGUUGUCCGUUUUCGAGUCCAAUUAUGCUGAUGCUCCAGAAGCGCACGGUAUACGCGAUCGCGCUACCUAUGAAGGCCUGGUUGAAUGGCACCGAGAUCUGUUCUGCCGGCGCUGCUAUUCGUACGACUGUUCUGAGCACGGUAUUCAGAAUCCUCAGCGAAGUGCUCGUGCCGAUCCUAUCUAUCCGAUGGUAUUUGCACUGGACGUUCUGCUUGCCGGACAAGAAACGAUGAGCCGAGAAAGCGACCUGGGUGCUGACGAGUGCAGUCCAAAGGAUACAAUGCUAUCUUUAGAAAGUGAAGAGGCUAUAGUACUUGCAGGCAGUGAUUCAUCUUCAUCUUUGGACGAUGACGCGCAGAAUAACACGAACCAGCCAAUAUUGGUAGACCAGCCUUCUCCGCAACCUGCUGCACUCAACCGCCGAUCAGGGCGGACACAGACUCGAAUUAGCUCAUUAGCUAGCAAGAGUCUGCAGUCCCAGGAAAAAAUGCUAGAAAUUCAACGACUUGCGAAUUUGGAGAGGCAAAGAAAGCGCCGUGAGAAGUUUUCGCGAGCUCCAGAUAACUCGGAGUACCUAGAUGAUGCGUACAUUCCUGCCGUCACAGCUACGCAGCAAAUGCUGCUGUCCGAGACCCAGCCUUGUGGUCCUUUCUGUAGGCUGUCAGCGGGUGAUAUAGACCAAAGGGAUAGCUGCGGACCAAUGAGGCGCAUUGAUGCUGUGCUAGUUCGGAAACUCGCGGCAACGCUUGGGCCUAAUGCAUGCAUGCUUUCAGCGAUGGUUCGAAGCCCAUGGUGCACCUGUGCACAGAUUUUCAAUUUUUUGACGGAAGAGAAAAAACGAAAUAAUAGUGGAGAUCACUCAGGAAAUGAAAACAACUUGCUAAUGGCCACACAAAGACAGCAAAAAGGCCGACACAGUGCUGUUGCUGGUUUAAAUAGGUCGCUAUCGAAGCGUGCUCGUGAACAUCGUAGCUUUGACCACGAGAAAAAGUUGAGCUACGAGCCAUGCAAUCACGAAGGAGUAUGUGAUGGAACAUGUCAGUGUACUCAGCGCGGCCACUCGUGCAACAAGACCUGUUCAUGUUCGCGUGAGUGCCCCAAUCGGUUCCAAGGAUGUAAAUGUUCAGCUGGCAAAUGCUGCACGUUAGCAUGUCCGUGCUACACUGCUGGACGAGAGUGUGAUCCCGAUUACUGUUUUCAUUGUGGAGCCAGUGACGCAGCAGUGAUGGCUUUCCACCCUACCCUGAGCUCUCAAAGUUGCUACGACCUCCACAUUUGCUGCAACGUGAAUAUGCUGCGAAACAGUUUCCAGAAGAAGAUAUGUGUUGCUUUUUCUGCGACACACGGGUGGGGAGCGUUCGCGCUGGAGCCGAUUCGCAAGGACGAGUUUGUGCUAGAAUAUACCGGCGAGUUAAUCACGGACGAAGAGGCGGAACGGCGAGGUGCUAUCUACGACCGCAAGUUUGUGAGCUAUUUGUUUGGCGUGAACAGCGAGUACGUAGUUGACGCGGCAAGAAAAGGUAACAAGGCCAAGUUUGCUAAUCACCGGACGAAAAAAAAGGCGAACAUGAAUGUAAAGGUUAUCGUUUCCAAUGGAGAGCACCGGAUCGGGCUGUUCGCUCGAGAGGCGAUUGAGGUGGGCGCUGAGCUGUUCUUCGAUUAUGGCUAUACACAUGACAGCGCCCCGAAUUGGAGCCAUCAUGGCAGGUCGAUGUCCGAGCAGUUUGUCUGUGAUGUUAUCGACGACGAGAACGAGUUGGAACAAUAA